AGCAGCAGAACAAAGAUCAGCAAGAGAAACAAAAAAGUUAAGGCUGACGUCGAGAAGAUGGUGCUCACGCCUCCAGUUUGCUCCGUCAAUGAUGUUCAUCAGGGGCAGCGGAAGGAUCCGCCGACCUUCCAUCCGAGUCUGUGGGGUGAUUUUUUCCUGACAUACCAGCCGCCAACUGCACCUAAGCGUGCAUACAUGACAGAAAGGGCUGAAGUGUUAAAAGAAGAAGUUAGGAAGAUGGUGAAGGGUGCAAACGAAAUACCAAAUAUAUUAGAUCUAAUAAUCACGCUGCAGCGGCUUGGACUGGAUAACUACUAUGAGAAUGAGAUUGAUGAGCAGUUGCUCUUUGUUUACGAUUCUGAUUACGAUGACAGAGAUCUGAAUUUAGUCUCACUGCGGUUUUAUCUUCUACGGAAAAAUGGUUAUGAUGUGCCAUCUGAUGUCUUCAAAAGUUUUAAAGAUAAUGAAGGAAAUUUUGUUGCGGAUAAUACGAAAACUCUCUUGAGCUUAUAUAAUGCAGCAUACCUUAGGACUCAAGGGGACAAAGUACUUGAUGAAGCCAUUAUAUUCACCAGAAGCCAACUUGAAGCCGUAUUAGAUUCUUUGGAACCAACAUUAGCAGAUGAAGUAUCUCAUGCCCUUCAAACACCUCUCUUCCGAAGGAUUAGAAUACUGGAAACAAGAACCUAUAUCCCAAUUUACGAAAAGAAGGCUGCACGAAAUGAAGUCAUAUUAGAGUUUGCAAAAUUGAAUUUCAACCUUCUUCAACUUCUUUACUGUGAGGAGUUAAAAACCGUAACACUGUGGUGGAAGCAGCUUAAUGUGGAGACAAACUUAAGUUUUAUUCGAGACAGAAUAGUAGAAAUGCAUUUCUGGAUGACAGGAGCUUGCUCUGAGCCUCAGUAUUCUCUUACACGAGUGAUAACUACAAAGAUGACAGCCUAUAUCACCAUACUAGAUGAUAUAAUGGAUACCUACAGUACAACUGAGGAGGCCAUACUGCUUGCCGAGGCAAUAUACAGAUGCGAAGAGAACGCAGCAGAAUUACUUCCAGAGUACAUGAAGGAUUUCUACUUGCACUUAUUGAAGACAUUCGAUUCUUGUGAGGAUGAACUAGGACCAAAUAAAAGCUUCCGAGUGUUUUAUCUUAAAGAAUUGUUAAAGGUGUUCGUCCGAGCAGGCUCUCAAGAGAUAAAAUGGCGUGACGAACAGUAUGUUCCAAAAACAAUCAAUGAACAUUUAGAAAUAUCAAGAGCAACAGUUGGAGGUUUCCAAGUAGCAUGUUCUUCAUUUGUUGGGAUGGGUGACAUCAUAACGAAGGAAAUUCUUGACUGGCUUUUGACAUAUCCAGAACUUCUCAAGUGUUUAUCAACAAUAGCACGACUGUCCAAUGAUAUUAAAUCAACAGAGCGGGAGCAAAUUGGGGCGCACCAUGCAUCUACUGUGGGAUGUUAUAUGUUGCAGCAUAGGACAACAAUGAAUGAUGCAUAUGAGAGGAUAAAAGAUUUAGUUGAAGAUGCAUGGAAGGAUAUGAUGAAACUCUUUCUUACACCAACAGAACAACCAAAGCUCAUCGCAAAAACAGUUGUUGAUUUUGCAAGGACUGCGGACUACAUGUACAAGAAAACAGAUGCAUUCACUUUUUCCCACAUAAUUAAAGAUAUGAUAACAAUGCUCUAUGUGGAGCCAACAUUAUUUUGAAGACAAAAAAAAUGAAGAUGUCCUUUUCCCAUCUAGUAUACUCCAAAAUCCCUUCAGUUGUAUUGAAUAAAGUGGUAUCCACAAGACUUGUGUUUACCAAAUUACAAAACUCAACAGUUUAGAGAUAGAGUAAAAAUGUUGUAAUGAGUAAAGUAUGAAACGUGUUAUGAAGUAAUUACAUGUACUGUGUUACCAUGUCAAGUAAUAUUACGCACCUUUCUAUA
Molecule: messenger RNA, 1925 nt
Organism: Panicum hallii
Lineage: Eukaryota; Viridiplantae; Streptophyta; Magnoliopsida; Poales; Poaceae
Product: beta-sesquiphellandrene synthase-like
Exons: 7
Coding region: 58-1701 (547 amino acids)
Biological process (GO): diterpenoid biosynthetic process
Molecular function (GO): terpene synthase activity; magnesium ion binding
Source: RefSeq, a predicted model, not a curated record